UUUUUCUUUAAUUAGCUGAAAAGAGAGCACUUCAGUGAGUAGGUGGGUUCGUUUGGUAAAGGAUAUGCACCCUCAAUCAGACCUUAAAUUCUUUGAAGCAGAACACAGAACAGAAGCUCUUGUACUAACUCUACCCCUUGUAAUGCACCUUCACCAUUAAAACAAAAGAAUUAAGGAAGGAUUCAUGGCUUGCUUCAAAAGGUGCUGCACUUAUUACCCAAGCUCCGACGACGAUGAGGUAUUAGAAUCGCCUCCGCACUCUUUCUCAGCUAUGCUUACCAGGGACGACGACCCCAUUGCCGACAACCAAGAACCAGUCGAACCUCAACAGCAGCAGCCCUUAUCCUGGGAUAUGGUUUCCGAUAGUCAGGACCUCAUGACUGAUAUCCUUUCACGUCUGCCCAUGACAGAUGUUCUUCGAGCCAAGCCUGUCUCCAAACGAUGGCACUCUCUCAUCUCCGACCCCCUUUUCAUUUCUGAAUUCUGCCGUCGACACCCCACCUCUGUCUCGGGACUGCUCUUUUUUGGAACCUCGAAAGCCUCUGGACUAGAAUUUGUUCCGUUUAACAGCAACAAUCCUACUUCCACCCCCUUGAUGGAUUUCUCUUCUGUUCUGGGGAUUGAAGUUGAGCAUUCUUGCAAUGGUCUCUUUCUAUGUUGCAAGGACUCCUACUACAUCUAUAACCCAGCCAUGAAUCAGUUUAGACUACUUCCACCCCAGCCCAGUCAUAAAAUGGCGUUUUCUGUAAGCGUAGCCUUCGAUCCCCGCAGAUCUGCUCACUACAAAGUUGUGUUUAUUAUUGGCUCUGAAUCUUCUGAGGGUGAUGGCUGGCAGAUUGAGAUGUACUCGUCGGAGACAAGGCAGUGGAGACUCUCCGGAGAGCCCUUCACUUCAGAUGGUAUGGGUUUUGGUCCCGGCGUCUUCUGGAACGGUGCAAUGCACUGGAUUUGCCGGCCGGACACUUUACUGUGUUUUGAUGUUGAUCGAGAGUGUUUGAUAGAGACGCCCACCAUGCCUCAAGGGUCGAGAAGGGGGGAGUAUCUCUACUUUGGGGAGUCCCGAAACCAUUUACAUCUUAUAGUGACCAGUUCUGAGCAGCCUAUCCAUGGUGAUGGUGAUGGUGAUGAUUCUCAGGUUAGGUGCCUAGAUGUGUUUGAGAUGGAAAAGGACUACUCCGGGUGGUUUUUGAAAUACAGAGUCGAUCUCAAUAGACGCCAUAAGUGCGUCUCUAUACUGCAUCUUGUUCAGGGAGAGGAAGAAGAAGAGCAGUCAUCGCUUGUGAUGUAUGUACCCGAUAGCAUCUACAGUUAUGAUCUUAAGAAACAGAGAUUCACGAGUUUAACUGUUAAUCGAAUUAACAUUCCUGGUAGGAGUGCUUGUUUAACGAGGUUAAAUGUUAAUCAUCAAAGCAUCACUAGUAGGAUAAAAUAUUUCUGGUAUUCUGCGCAUCAAUAUAUGGAGACCAUGUCUGUUGUUUGAUCAUCUGUGUUUCAUAUUCAGAUUCAGAUCCUCCUCGCUUUAAA
Nelumbo nucifera (sacred lotus) is the source of this 1524-nucleotide messenger RNA. Its product is annotated as F-box protein At5g07610-like. Gene Ontology annotation, molecular function: protein binding. Lineage: Eukaryota; Viridiplantae; Streptophyta; Magnoliopsida; Proteales; Nelumbonaceae. The record is from RefSeq and is a predicted model, not a curated record.